UUAUUAUGUAUUAAAUUGGCAAGAAUAAAAAAUACCUUUAAUAAUCUAAAAGACUUGUUGCACAUUUGCCCUUUUGUAGACUUUAAUAACAGUAUUGAGUAUCCUUUGUGCAAAAUGUUAAAUGCUUUUUGUUUUCUUGUAGGCGCCAAACUGCUGUUGUACGGACUCUGUGCAAACCCCACAGUCCAAACUUUAGACAUGAAGGGUAAUAAUCUACGCGUGGCUGGAGCUGAAGCACUGGGGAAAUUAUUGAGGCACAAUAAAUCUCUCAAAAAUUUGAUAUUGGAAUGGAAUGCUCUUGGAAUGUGGGAAGAAGGAUUUUGUGUAUUCUGUGAGGGAUUAAGAGCCAACAAAUGUCUUAAAUCUCUCGACCUACGCAAUAACCAGAUUAACCACCAGGGUGUAGGGGAGCUGGCAUUGGCCUUAAAACACAACGAUGCACUGCAAGAACUAGAUCUUCGCUGGAAUAAUGUUGGCCUCUUAGGCGGUAGAGCAUUACUCUGUGCAUUACAACAAAACAAAACCCUAGUGCGUCUAGAACUGGCUGGAAAUAACAUUCCCAGUGAUUUGCUGAAAGCUAUAGAACAAGCAGUAAGUCAUAACUCAGACUGUCAGACCACCUUGAGAGAGAGCAGAUCACGUUCAAAAGUCCUCAGCAAUGAGAUCCAAUGUUUGAAAGUGGAAAAAAAGAAGCAGUUCCUGAAUAUGAUGGGCGUAAUUGAUCAACAAAAAGAGGAAUUGACACGAAGCUGUAGGACUGCUGCAAUGCAAGUUGGACAGCUACAGGAAGCACUAGCUGAGAAGAGUUCUAUCAUCAAUUCUUUACGAGCAAAAGUGCAAAUGACAGAUGCUGCUUUAACAUUAUCCGAACAAAAGUCAAAUAACCUGAAAGAGCUUCUAGAGAAGACAAAAUUGGAAAAAAUUGCAUUAAAAGAGAGACAUUCAAAGGAGCUUAAGAGUGAGCAAGAGGAAGCAUGUAGUCGAGAGGUAAAGUUGACUAGGGAGUUAAAUGCAGCAAAUGGAAAAAACAUGGAACUCACAAACAAGAUCGAUGAACUAGAGCGAAGAUGUAAAGUCCAGCAUGAUCAGAUUUGCCACCUGAAACAAGAAUUGGCCAAUGUGACUGCUGAGAUGAAGCAAAGAAUAGUCCAGACUGAGGAGCGUCUUGAACUUGAGAAGAAGAGAUUUAAGCAAAUACUGGAUGAUUCAGAAGCAUUAAGAAAGAAGGAGGUGGAUCACAUGAAUUUACAGAUACAAGAGAAUGAGCAGUGUUUACAAGACAGAAUUCAGAAACUUGAAAACAUUCGAAUUCAACUAGAAACAGAGCUGAGUCACCUAAAGGCAUCUGCUGUAACUCAUCGAGCACUAGCUGAAGAAGAGCUGAUAAAAAUGAAGAACCAAAUUCGAUUGGAGGAGCAAGAUCGAUUGGUCCACUUGGAGGAGAAACUUCAUCUUGUUAGCCAGUCACGUGAUGAAUACCAAAAUCGAUGUACGAUGCAAAAACAAACCAUCAAUGAGUUACAAGCAAAGAACAACAAGUUUACUUUUGAAAUUGAAGGUUUAAAGCGCCGCAUAGAAGAACUCACUCAGACUAACCGACUAUCUCCGAGGCCUCAGUCACCAUUCAACAACAGCCAUCUGCUUGAACAUAGGGUCCCCUUCAGACUUGCUGGAGCAAACUCCCAGGAACUAUCUGGUAAGGACCAAGAGAAAGUUGCAGAGGUGAAUAAUGUACGAGUAGAACUCCAGGAGCAAAUUGGUCAUCUUCAAGCAGAACGAAUAGCACAAGAAGGACUCAAAGAGAAGAUUUCAGCUUUAGAAAGACAACUGAAAGUACAGUCAAGUAAUCACCGAGAUACCAUGUUGGAUAAAGAGAGUGAAAUUAGCUCUUUAUUGGAAAAAGUCCGAUUGAAAGAGAAUGAAAUUGUGCGAAUGAAAGAAGAUGAAGCGCAGCGAGCUAGUUUCCUACAUAAUGCGAUCCUUUCCUAUGUACAUAGCUCUCCACUUGGUGCACAGUGUUCUAAGAAAUGAAACUUUACAGCAAAAAGAAAAGUCAACAACAAGAGGCAGAUUUUUUUCCAAAUUUCAGAUUACAAAGAGGUGCAAAAUUGGAGGUGGAAUGAAAAUGAUAUGUUUUAAGGAAAAAAUAUUAAGCUUUGCUCAAGGUAAUAUCAUGCUGCAGGAAUGGAAUGAUACUGGCAAAUACUUGAUGUACUGUUCAGACCCAGAAAAGGCCUUCUAAAUUAGUGGUCAGAAUGAGCAGAACUGAAGUUUUGAGAUCACUGUUAUAAAGUCUGAGAAAAGGUACAGACCUGAAAAAUUGUGUUUUAGUGUAAUUUUUAAAAAUGUGAUUAUCAUAAUUGUGAAUAUUUUUGGUAUGGUUUUAUAUAUGUGGUGUGUCUGAAAUUAGUUAGAUUCAAAAGGAUUUUAAACAGCUGGCUGGCUAACAUAAAGGCAAAACACUAUGGAUGCUGGAAAUCUGAAACAAAUGUUAACGUGAUGUGCAAACUAUAUUUGGUUAAUUUUUGGGGGUACUUUUGAACAUUUAAAGGGAGUUACACAUUUAAUUGGGUCUGAUGCUAAGUUUUGCCUCCAUUUGCUAAACCAAAUACAAUUUGAGAAAAUGAGGAUUAUUUGUUUUUGUGUCCCAAAGUCAGAUUCUGAAAUCUGAACAUAUUUGAAAUGUAUCUAAUAACUUGCAUUUCCAGUCUUGACAGAACUGCAUCUAGGCCAGUGAUGAGCCUACUAUCAGCAGAUGGCUUAGCACUUUAAAUAUUAUUGAAUGCACGAUCCUUAUUUGUAUUCACUACUUUAAUUUGGCAUCAAAUGACUAGGUAACUCAGCAGCUAAACCCAAACAAGUACUUUUAGAUUGGAGUUGUGUCUUUCUCCCUAUCUGUAAAAGCAAUCAUCCCUGCCUGGACAAUCUGCCUCUGCUAGACCCUUCCCUAAAAAGCUUGAGAUUUCCCACACAAGGCCUUCAAUUCCGCUCCCCCCACCUCCCCCACCCCACCCCCAACUCUUCUGAACCCCUGGAGUGCGCUUACCCUGGUCCUUUGGACUGCACCCUCCAAGAAAGGAAGUCAGUCUAGUCAAUCUGGCUGACUUCUGCAUGAGGGUCAUAUAGGAAUUAUAGAAGCAGGAGUAGACUGUUCAACAACUAAAAGCCUGAUCAACUGAAUCCUGGUUGAUCUACUACCUCAGCAUCAACUUUCCACACUAUCUUAUCCUUUUAAAUCUUUAACAUUGUACAUGUAGAAAAUUCCCACUCUGAGAUGAUUUGUGCUCUGGUAAACUCCUUCCCACUCCAAACUGCGGGUGGGUCACUUGAGCUAACAUCCAGCCUAAUUGAAAACUUAUGCCUGUUUCUGCACAGAUCUUAUGCUAAGAUUGCCUGCAGACUUCCUAUGCCUGUUCCUAAAUCUAGAAACUUGUAGAAAACAAGUAGUAAAGCCCCACCAUCUGUAGGUUUAACCAGUGAUUUUCUGUUGUCUUUUGGCAUAUUGUCUCACUCUUGAAGUCACAGUUUUCCCAUUAUUAUUCAGAACAGGAACAUGUCCACUGAGAAGAUCAUUCUGGUUGCAUCAUCCUGUGGAAUGAUUGAAAAAUGUGGCGGACUUUAUAACAUUUCAGGUACACUAGAACUGACUGACUGCUUUUGUUGAAGUCCCAGUCUCAGUAAGAGAAAUAGCAAAGAAAAUCAUUGUAAAAAUCCAAAUAUUUUAGUUAUGCCAAGAUUAUUUAAUUUUAGGCCAUUCUGUAUCUAAAAUACUGAAAUUUAUGCUACCACAUCAUUAGCAUAAAAAAUUCACCUCGCAAAGGAUAGUCAAAUGUGAAUGUGCUCAAAGUCUGAGCAGAUGUUUCAUGCAAUUGAGGAAAUCUGUGCAGUGAUAUUUUCGCAUAAAACUAGUGUCCACAGAAAUAUUAUGGUAGAACAGGGUUAUUUUGCCCAUUGUGCCUGCAUUGACUUGUUAAAUGAGCAUCAUUACCUGGUGCUAAUAUCCUCCAUUUUCCCUAUACCUUUACACAAUACUUUUAUCCAAACAAUCAUCCAAUGACCUAUUGACUGCCUCAAUUGAAUCUGCCUCCUCAACAUUUCCAGGCAGUGCAUUCCAUAUCCUAAGUACUCACUGAAUGAAAAAGGUUUUUUCUCACUUCACCCUUGCUUCUUUUGGAGAUGACUUUAAAUCUAUGCCCUCUUGUUUGUGUUACUUUUUUUGAGCAUGGAGUAGUUUUUCUCUAUCUACAAAUCAGUUACUCCUGAGUUUCUUUGAGAAAAUAGUGCAAUUACGCUCUUAAUCCAUAGUUAUAUUGAAAUUCUGCACAAUGUUCCCACUGUUUUGAGUGUGCAAUUGCCUGAAGUUAACAGUCAUAGAUAAGUCCUACCCACUUCAAGUUUGUUGCUUGAUAAUUGUGUAAUAGCUCCUGGGUAAUCUGGUGGGGCAUCUAUCUUCUGCCUGAAAACAGAGUGGGAAUUGAGACUGGAGCCAGAUGUAGUCCAGGACAUGAUGUUAUUGUUCCCAACAUACAUCAAAUUCUGGGGAAAUAGGAGCGGUUGAUGCAGAGUCAAUGACUGCCUGAGGGAGGAGAGGAAUGAUCAUGGCAGGAUAGUCGCAAGGAAUGCAUGCAGGUCCCAAAUGAGUGCACUGCCCCGCUUUGUCUCAAGGAAUCCAGGUAAAAAUUUAACUAUCCAGCCCAUUGUCUCACCAGGUUUCUCUAGGUGUUUGCUAUAGUGGAUCUAGCUAUCACCAACUGUCUCAGUCUUCAGAGUUUCAGUAAAACUAUCACUAAAGCACCGGUGAUAUAAUCAGAUCGCAAGUUUUAUAUCAGAUUGUGAAUUCUGUAUUGAAAAUGGCUGUAAACCUGACUAGCAAGAGUUGCAAAGAUUUGUUGAAAAGUCUUGUACUUCCUGAUUCUCAAAGUUUGUAAAGGUUGGAUUCUUUUUAAGCCAUUUCCUUCUGGCCUCCAAUUAUAAAAGUCAAAGUACUUGACUGUAAUGCCUUCAGUCAGUUCCACCAUUUCUAGUGUUAGGUGCUGAUACUUAUAAUUUUUUAUUUUGAGCGCCAUAUUGUUAUCGUCUUUUCUCCUAAUAUUAACUAUUGGCAUUUUCCUCCUGCUCGAUUUAGUAUGUCAGGCCUCAUUAGUGUUUCAUCCAAACGCUUUAAUCUUUGGCUCAUAAUAUGGUACUAAGUACAUCUUUAUUUUGAUAUGCAUUUUCUCAGAUUUUGUUGUUGCACUUGAUUCAAGCAUUCUUGACAGGUGAGUAGAUAGUAGCUGUAUUAAUAAGAGUUUUUCAUUUGGCAUGUUUCAUUUCCUACUUCUUUUAAUUAAAGGUCAAUUUUGUGAGAGGGUAUACUUUUGUAUGAUAGAGGUUUGCUUUCAAUUUCCUGAGCCUUGUGGGGGUAUCAGUUUUGUUCUCCUUUUGGUAUUGACAUGAUGGCUUGAUGACUAUUGUUAGAGCUCUCAAGGUGCUCUCACUUUGGAUUAUUGCUGACAGGAUCUGGAUCUCCAGGUCCCUUUUGUUUAAACUGGCAGAGUAUGGUUUAGAGGAAGAGGCAAUGAAAAGAUGAUAAAAUAGGGAUGAGAGUUUAAAGUUGAAGGUGUUAAAAGAUUGGCAAUCUAGGUCAGUAACUGCUGCUGAUUGGUGAACUGAACUUGGGAGGAUAGAAUAAAUUUGGAUGAACUGAAGUUCUUCACAUGAUUGCUUGCAAAAAUAGUUUUUAGUCUGUCGCUACUGUAAAAGUCUGAAAAUAUAAAUUGUUGCUGAGUCAUCCUUUCAACUACCAGCUAGAAGAUUGAAUUUAUUUCCUUAAAGUUACUAGUUUCUAAAGAAAUCCUAAAGUUAGAUUAUUUAUUGGAAAUGAUCACUGUCUCGCACUUGUCUUAAGAUUGUUACUUUCCACUCAUCAACCCAAGCCUGAAUGUUACUCAGGGCUUGAAGUAUAUGGGCAUGAACUGCUUCAGUAUCUGCAGAAUUGCAAAUAAUACUAAACCACUGCACAAUCAUCAGCGAAUGACUCCACUUUUGACUUUAAGACAGUAUUGGACGGUUAUUGAUAGAACUACUAAAGGUGGUUAAUUCGAGAACAGCACCCUGAGGGACUCCUGCAGCAAUGUCCUGGGACUGAAAUAAUUGACCUCCAAUGACCAAAUUUAUCUUCCUUUGUUCUAAGUAUUACUUCAAACAUUGCUGUUGAUAUUCAUUGACUUCAGUUUCACUGGGACUAAUUAAUAUGACAAAAAGGUUCUGGCUCUGUCAACUCUGCGCUUUCAUCCACGUUUAGAACAUAUCAGUAAAAAUGAUUGGCACUGGGUGCCUCUGGCAAACUGAACAAUGGUUAACAAGUUAUUGUUCAGUAAAUGCGCCGUGAAGGUACCAUCAAUGUCCUUCUGUUGAAGAAUAUUAACUGUAUAUUCAAUUGCAACAGUUUAAAAAUCCCAUUUGGAAUAUCUAUACUAAUAUCUACAUCAGUGUGAAUUGUUUCCUGAUCAAAGAACAAGUAAUUUAAGAUCUAUCUUUGAGAGCUUCUUUAAAAAUGAGAAUUGGCAAACUCAGUAUGCAGCAAAUAUAGCUGGAAUAUAUUUAAUCCUCUUCAAUCUCAACAGCCACGUUUUGCCUCCAUCUCUUUUGCUUCUUUGAAAAAGGUUCCGAGUUUUGCUGGGUUACAGGUAGCUGGAGCCUUCCAGUGCCUUACCCACGUACAUUUGUUUGAAAAUUUGGAUGCUGUCUAUCAAGGAGUCAUUUUCCUAUAGAAGGGAUCACACUCCAUUUAAUCUUGUUGCCGUAUACAUUUACACUUCAAACAGGGAAAGGAGGUGUAGCUGAUUUCCAUUUUGACACACACUCCCCUUUUAGCCAGGGCUAAUUGGGGCACCUCAAAUAAAGUUGACUACAUUUUGAAAGAAAAGAAAUCAGCCUACCUUAUGUACUCUAUCGGAGUCUUAAAGUACAUUUUGUGACACGAACAUGAUAUCCUGAUGUAUCAAUGUGUAAACUCCUUUUCUAUGGACUUUUUAAUAAGAUUUGCUAAUGCUUCAAAAUGUUAUUGUUUUCAAACCAUCAGCAGCAGAUGGACCUUUCUUAGGAACUUUCCAUGCCUUAUUGACCAAGAUAAAGAGAAUGUUAAAUUAUGAAGGGAUGACAACCUGUCUUCCGAGCUAUGAUGCAUUCUGUGUAUUUACUAAAAUUUGAGUAUUUGUAGUAUUUUGUUUCUGAUGGGUAGACAAAGCAUGUCGAUUUGAUGCCCUAAAUUCUUGGUGCAUAUCACAAUCAGCUCCAUGGAGUUGUCUCUUUGACAAAAUUACACGAACACAGUAAAUGGGAGUGUCACUGUAAUGCACAUAGCUGGAAUUAGAUCGUAUUUGUGAUUUACCAUGCUCAUCAUUUCAAUCUCUUGUUCUGACUGUAAGAGAUGUUGAACAGAAGCUAUCCAAUUUAACACAGACAACCACAAAGCAGCUCUAGUAAAAUCGUGGGAGUGUUGAUUUUUGGUUAGGAAAAGGGAAAAAAGGAAAUGUUCAUAUUUUAAGAUAUUCUAACACCAAAGAGCAAAAAAGUGCUAAUUAAACUGAAAGACGACUUUAAAUUUUUUUUUGAUUCAGAUAGACAAGUAAGAAAUAUGCUUAAAAAGUCUAUAUAGGCUAGGAAGGGCUGAAAAUAAAUGCAGAUUUUUUUUAAGCUGACAUAAAUGAUCUGUGCCGAAAAGUGUGUAGGUAUGCAUAUGUGUUGCUUUUGAGUGCAUGCAUUCAUCCAUAUUGGGCAAAAAAGGCCUCUUAACUUGCAUAAUUUUAUUCAGUUUACUUGUUUCAUUCAAUGUGUCCACAAGGUAUCCAAGUGGAAUGAACCAAACAUAAUAUUAUUUUAGUAUGUCACCCAGUUCUGGUUUCUUGUCAGUGAAGAAAGUACAUACCUCUUUCCCUGAGAUUAAAUAUACAGGUAAGUAUGUAAGAUAGUAAUCUCAUAUUUGUAUACUUGCGUAAAGAAUUGUGUUCAGGGCAUAAUAUCUUACCAAAGUGCAUUUUUGCAUUUAACAAAAGCAUGUGCUUCUCAGCAUAAACACCAACCACUUCAAAUAUAAUGGGUUGCAGUUGCUUUUAUAUUUUGCAUGGCGCCAGAAUACCUUUUGAUUGUUACUGCUGUUCCAAAAAGUGCAAACCGUGCUGCAAUAGGUUUAGCUGAUUUUUGCUAAAGUUAUGUAAUAUAACUAUGUGAAAGUAUCAUCUGACUUUACCUUGAGCCCUUUGCAAAUCAAAAAAUCGUGUUCUAUUUCCUUACUACACACAUUCCAAAUGUAGUUGAGAAAUGGGAUGUUUUAAAAAUGUCUGAAUUCAUUUAGAUCACAAAGCAGUUGUCUUGCAGCUAAUCAGUGCACUGCAGAAAUAUAUUUUGGCAUUAAAUCAAUCCAGCAUUUGACAGUGUCAUUUGAUAUCAGUUUUGUUUAACCAGUUCCUUGGUCUUUCUGUAUCCAAGCAUUUAGUCUACAGUUUUAAUGGGAGAUGGCAUCAUCAUCUUCUCAGCAAUUAUACAUAAUUUUUGUUUUAGCAAUUUUCCACAUCACUAUGUAGGAUGAGAUUACAAGCUUUUGUCAGUGAUAGUUGUGGAUUUUAUUUCUGCUUUAAUACUUACUAGUUGUUUAGUAUUAUUUGAAAUUGCCCAUUGUUGUAUAUUUCAUGCUAAAUAAUUAAAUAGCUCUAUCCUGAAGAGUUUCUAAGAUUCAUUUGACAAUAGUUGUAGACACAUUACACAUUGUGGUUGAAAUAUACCCUGUUUCCAGAUAGAUAGAAGUUUAAUCUUUACCUUCUCAGAUUGCAUCAGCCCUUACUUGAAGAAAGUUCUGUACCAUCACUCUUGUCAGUAUUCUUGUUUUAAAGUGCUGAUUAUUUUUUUUUAAAUUACACAUUGUUGACAUUUUAUGUAAGUUUGCAACAAAUGUUCUACUUUAUAAUUUAUCUUGCUUCUAUUGAAAUAGUUGUACAGUUAUCCCCAUUGAAAGCAAUUUCUAAUAGUGCAGAUUUUUUGGUGUGGUUACUAUGCAUGUGCUUACAUUGAUCUGAUCUGCAUUUUCACUCCAUCUGCUCAACCCAUGUUUUGAAACACACUGCUGCUUUUCUUGCCACUUUCCUGAGCAACCCCCCCACCCCCACCCCAAACAACCUUUCUCAAUGACAGGUCUCCCAACUCACAUUCAGUGCUUCCCUUGCCUGCUCACUACCUAGUUCAUUCACUCUGUCUCCACUUCAUUUGUUCCUCUUUUCCUUUUGCCAUACAUCUCCUAUUUGACAUCCAUCUUCCUAAGCCCUCACUACUUCCCUAUUGCUGCUCCUUGUUCACAGUGAGAAGAUUGAGAGAUAGAGCAACCAAAAGGGUGACAAGUGGGAGAAACAGACUGAGGGGGUUGGGGAGGGAGUGAGCAGGGCAUCAAGCAGGGAAUCAAUAACGGGAAGCAAUGAGGGAAGAGGUAAGUUAGUAAGACUGAAUAAUAUUGUAGAGCAUUUUUAGUCCAAUUAAGUCAUUGGCAGCCAUUAGAUAUUCUUGACUUGAAAUUUUUACAUUAAGUAUAACCCAUGUUAUUACGUGGUUUGUUAUGGGAAAAGUGAUUUUUAUUUAACAUUUGUUUAUUAACACACCAUUUCUUAGGAACAAUAUUAGUGUUAAUUGAGAUAUAACACCUUGCAUAAAGUAAAUAUAUGUUUUGCAACCUGGGAUUUUGUAAGUUUACAGACUUUAGACAUCUAAUAAAUGCGCUUUAUACUGGAAUUAUUUUUGAUGAAUCAUUCAAAACUUUCUCAUGGAUUCCUACUUUAAAAGCCCUCAUCGAACUACAUUUUCUUUUUGAAAAGACAUAAACUCAAAACAUUAAGUUUAAAUUCAGUAUGCAACAACUAAGAUAUUUAACAUGAAUAAACACUUCCCAAAUUGAAGGAAGGUUUCAAUUUAUUUUAAUGUAUAUCAGGUUUCAGCAUUUGCUUUGUUUAUAGCAGUCCAGUUAUAGCGUGAGAGGUGGUUGAGGACUGUUUUAAAAAUUGCUGCAAUUCUGGUGCAUAGUUAUUAUCUUUAACUGUCAGAUGAUUUUAGCAGAAAUCCAGAAAUGUAAUGAAUAUAACCUGCAGAAUGGAAAUAGGAUAAAACAGAGAGAGUGAUCUGAUACAAUGUCCCUUCUUAAAAGUACUGUCAUGGAUCUGAUGCCUGCUUCUUUAUGUUUAAUGCAGAAGAGGAUGAAAGGAAGGAGAGCUGAGUUGUGAUUCUACCUUCAUGAUUUUACAACCUUUAGCAUAUUAUUAGGCAAAUAAUAUCAGCCUAAUCUUUACAGUCAGCAGUGAAGCAAUGGCACUCGCUCCUGACAUUGAAGAAAGCCACUCACAAAAUUCUAGAUCUGGAGGCAUGAGUUUUCUCUUUCCUGAUGAUAGCCUGAAUUAGAAAUCAAGUUGAGUGGGUCAUCAGGCAUCUACCAAGUCCUGCUAUUAAGCAGACAGCAUAAGAUUAAGACGGGCAGAAAUACCAAAUUCUUGAAAACAUUUUUUAGGAAUAGCUUUUUUAAAUCAUAAUGAAGAAACUUAGCAAAUAUUGUCUUUAGCAUUUUGGAGACAGUGAAGCUUUUCAUUGAUUAUAGACUUUAAACAAGCAACCCAGUUAUGCCUCAUUCAACAAAGAGUAACCUGUGUGAGGGUUUUCCAGCAAGACCAGUUGAGUAUAAGUAGAAAUUUCUGUCAAUCUAGAUAUAGCCAACUGAAAUGUACACACUUUGGGAAGCAUAAAAUUUUUCAGUGAUCUCUGGAUUUAUGUGCUUAACUGUGCAUGUGUGGACUCCAGAAGUCAUUGACUGUUUUGGAGGAGUAAUGAUGGUGAGUGCAUUAUUUUGUUUCAUUGUCAUAUGGUCUCUGGUCUUGGUCUUCACUUGCAUUUUGGUUUCAUUGACUUUUGCAGCAUAGCCAUGUGCCUUGUGUUUUUAAUAAUUUACUUCUGCUGAACCAUUUGCCUUUUCUAGCAAUGUGACCUGAAAAGUAUAAACAAAAUGACGUAUGACAAUAGAUCUUACAUUCUGUCUUAUGCUUGGUUCUUGUUAGAAAUGUGAUGUCACUCACUAUUUUCUACCAAAUUGUUCUAUUGUCCUUCCAUUUGCCUUCAACCUGUAUUGUCCUUCCAUUUGCCUUCAACCUUUAUCAUUCUUUUAUACUCUGAGUUGCUCAUUGUUUAUCAUUUGCAGUCUAGUGGUGAUGUUAUAGUUGCAGAUUAAUAACAAGUUCCAGAUCGUUGGUGUUCAAUAACCAUCAAAUGUAACUAUUGUAGGUUGUUGGUUUGCUUGCUGAGCUGGUAGGUUUGUUUUCAGAAGUUUCGUCACCAUGCUAAGUAACGUCAUUAGUGAGCAUCCGGUGAAACAUUAGUGUUCUGUCCCACUUGCUUUUUAUGUGUCUUGGUCUGUUGUGGUGGGUGGUAUCAUUUCUAGUUCUAUUUCUGAGGGGUUGGUAAAUAGGAUCCAAAUCUAUAUGAUUGCUAAUGGAGUUCUGGUUUGAAUGCCCGGCCUCUAGAAAUUCCCACA
Molecule: messenger RNA, 11536 nt
Organism: Chiloscyllium plagiosum (whitespotted bambooshark)
Lineage: Eukaryota; Metazoa; Chordata; Chondrichthyes; Orectolobiformes; Hemiscylliidae
Source: RefSeq, a predicted model, not a curated record